CUUGGCUUCUACAAACAAGUCCAGCGGUCUGCAACCCGUGAUAAACUCAAACCACGCUUACCUCGCAGUCCAGAAGAAUCCAACCCUUUUUCUACUAAUUACCACCUACAUAGUGUGUUUCUGGGAUCGUUCAUGUUUUCACCUGAUUAAAACGACGAAUACCCCUUCCCCGGCACAACACCAACGCAGCUAGCUGUGCAGCCGACAGUGCGCCAUUCAAUUCAUCAUGUCAGAUCUCGAGUUGCAUGACUACGAUGACAUCCCCGACUUUGAGAUCGUAGAGGACAGUGGCCGCGGCAAAAUCUUGGCCGCUACCAAGAUGAAGUUCAAGGAAGCCGACCUGGUCCUCCUUCUCGUUGACGGGCAGAAGCACGGCCCCUUCCGCGUGUCCGGACAGCAGAAAAUGGUGGAUCAUUUCCUGGAAGUCCUCAAGGAAAAGCUGGGGUCAAAGGUGUGUUGGUCAGAAUCCAAAGGGUCGCCGUCGACGGCCGAAUCGGCGCGCGCGGCCAUUCUAGACGACAAGCAAGACGUGCCAAAUGUGUGGUUAUUCAAGCAGGACACUCCGAGCCGCGAUAAGUUUGAGACCGCCAUUGCCGACACGGUGAAGGACUUCCUCGUAGACGACGAGAAGAACUGGGAGCAGGCUUUUGCCACUUACCUAGCGCAAGAUGACGACAACUACUCGACGCGGGCCUGGCUGAUGCUCAAAAAGGGCUUCUCGUUCCAAGACACGGUCGACGCCGAGGCCGCAAACACCCUAGAAGGCCAAGUAGUAGCGCAUCAAGCAGGCAUGUCGCUAAUCCCUAAGACCAUAAAGCAGAAGCUGCUGUCGGCCGACUGGCCGCCGGCCGACGUGCGCGGCGAGCUCCCCGCUACCCCCAUCAAGAUCACGUACAACCGGCCCGUGGUGGCCAUGGUAGACAAAGGCCAGGCGGUGCACGUCACGACGACCAACACGGCGGGCCAGGACCCCAAGACCGAAGCCUACGACAUGGUGUUCAACACGACGGCCAUGGCGCCGCUGCAGCGCAUGGACAUUGAAGGCCUCGAGCUGCCCGACAACGUGCUGACGGCCAUCCGCGCGCUGAGCUACGACCGCGCCACCAAAGUGGUCUACCCGUCAUGGGACGACGGCCCCGACGCGCCGGCCGUGCUGAAGGUGUCGUACAGCUGGGCGCAGGACGUCACGCGCAUGGGCGCCCUGAUGCCGCCGUACGGCCCCAACCAAGCCCAGCCGCACAUGGACGAGCCCGUCGUCUCGACGUGCCUCGCCGGCUUGGUGAAACUGUUCGCCGGCCGCGAGGAAACACGGCACGUCACGCCCGAGUUCCUGCGCAGCCAGUACGUGACGCACCACGCGUACGCGUGGUCGCACGACCCGCUGACGGGCGGCGCCUUCGCGCUGUUCGGCCCGGGCCAGUUCAAGAACGUGUAUCCGCAGUUCAUGCACCUGUUCGCCGGCGGAAAAUUUGCGCUGAGCGGCGGCCGGGGACAGCAUCCCGCCGAGCUAGACGAGAAGCUGCUGUACCGCGCUAUUAUGAUAAGUGAUAGGUGUACUAAGGCAGGGGAGAGCUACUAA
Messenger RNA from Lasiosphaeria miniovina, 1579 nucleotides. RefSeq lists its product as uncharacterized. The transcript has 10 exons. NCBI's taxonomy places the organism in Eukaryota, Fungi, Ascomycota, Sordariomycetes, Sordariales, Lasiosphaeriaceae. Bases 227 to 1579 code for a protein of 450 amino acids. The record is from RefSeq and is a predicted model, not a curated record. Gene Ontology annotation, molecular function: oxidoreductase activity.